Messenger RNA from Anopheles stephensi (Asian malaria mosquito), 3167 nucleotides. RefSeq lists its product as uncharacterized. Lineage: Eukaryota; Metazoa; Arthropoda; Insecta; Diptera; Culicidae. Gene Ontology annotation, cellular component: dystrophin-associated glycoprotein complex; sarcolemma. The coding region runs from base 1018 to 2772 and encodes 584 amino acids. The record is from RefSeq and is a predicted model, not a curated record. The transcript is spliced from 4 exons.
ACGGUGAUCGUUUACCGGAGGCCGCAAAUGCAUCUUCCUUCACUGGCACCACAUUCUGAUGUUUUCCUUCUGCGGGUGUGCAUACAGAGUUGUUUCCGCCAAACCGUCGGGUCGGGAAGUGAUUAGUAGGAAAAAGCGUGUCUAAUAGUUGAUGCGGAUUUUCGUAUCGCCGCCAGCAAGUAAAGCAGCAGCAGCAGUACGGCAAGCCAGGCGCAAACCGCACGCGUUCGCAGCGUUGCGGCUCGAAAGUGUGCGUGCCCGUGUGUGCGUGUGUAUACAAACUUAAAGAGUGCAGGUGUGUGAGACGGGGCAGGAGCCACGGUGGGGCUAUCGUUUGGAGAAAUGUCCGCUUUCGAGUAAUGUCCGCCGUCGAGUGAAAGUAGUCGGCGGCACCUUGCGGCGUGUGCGUGCGUGUGUGCACAGUGUGAAGGAAUUGUUUUAAAUUAAACGAAAAAAAGGGAACAGAAACCGAACAUAAAAACACAGUGCCGUUUGGAGAGAGAAGUUACAAACAAAUAAUAUCCUGCCCCGUGCACAGGUUGAGUCGUGUUCGAUCGCCGUGCGUCAAAAGCGAGCCGAGCGCCCGCCGAAUGAGAAGAAAACCGCAAGAAAAAACCGGUAUCUCGCUCAGAACUUCUCACCCCGAAAGAAAAGAAAAGAAAAAAAAUACCUUCAAUCAACCGUUGCAGAACGCUGCCCAAAAGCCACGUGUCUCUAUGUGUGUGCGUGUGUGUGUGUGUCGGGUUAUACCUCUUCCACCACACCACCUUAACGGCAGUCGCGCGUUCUUCUCUCGUACCUUUCGCGAGAUGCUACUGAUGAUGAUGGUCAUCAGCCUCCGAAGGUCAUCAUCCACCAGCGUACGAUAAAAAAAAGGCUCCAUCCAUUUUCUUCUACUGUUUCUGCUUUGCUGGUGGCACACAUUGCUUCCAUCUUCCAUUCUCGAACAAAAAAGAGCGCCAUUUGUACAACAAGAACAGUUCUUCGUGCGCGCUGACCGCUUGGACGCCGAACAUCAUGACGUCUUCGGCGGCCCAGUCCCAUCUCACGCCGGCCGCCCCGACCGGCGAACGGCCCCUCAGCUUCUACGACAACCUGUCGACCUCGUCGUCCGGUGGCCGAACGAUCCAGUAUCCGGACAUACAGUUCCGGUUCGAUGAAAACAUUCCCGAUCGCCGGUCGGUUCACAGCACCGCCAAGUCGGACUUUUUUGGGCUGAGCGUGGCAGCCCCGUCGCCGGCUGCUGGUCCGCUUACCCUGGACGAGGUCCAGUCGGCCGCUCCCGCCCCCAAUGCCACCACCAACACCACCUCCCUAACCAGUACUCCGCUCCGAGGGUACGACAAUAAUGGGAGCGCCGGUGGUAUAUCCGCUGCGUCGCCAACGUCCAGCGGUGCGUCGACUGCACCGAUGCGUUCCCCAUCGGUGUCACCGUCCAGCGUCGGGGAAAUGGGAAGCGAAGCGACCACCAGCACGCCCCGCUGCUCGCGUCCCAACUCCACGAUCAAAACCAUCACCAUCAAGCUGCCCGAUACCAGUGGCCCGUCGGAGGCCGUGUACAUGACGACGACCGUGCCGCAAAACUUUACCAAAAACGCCAGUACGCUCAUCGGUCGACACAAACCAACGCGCAGCAGCCUGCGGCACAGCCGGAUGCUGGUGGUGAACAAAACGGUUCCGGUCCGAUAUCCGCCGGGCAAUUCGCUCAACCUGCGGCACCUGCGCCUUUGCCGAACGGUGAUGCAACUGCAGGUGUUAAUCGGGCUGGUGCUGAACGUGAUCGGGCUCGCCAUCAUGGUGUGGUCACCGUCCACCAACACCAAGGAUAAUCCGUACUGGUCGGGAUUGAUUCUCAUCGUCUGCGGCGUUCUCUUUCUGGUGCUGUUCCAGUUUAAGCGGGCCCGAACCGGUACGGGCAAGGCAGGCACCACCGCCCAGAACGUAUCCCGACUGCUGCACCAGCCGCAAUCACCGUGGCGCGAAAAUUGUUUUCACUUUUUGCGUGUCAACGCACUGAUCGUGCUGCUGCUGACCAUCUUCUUUACCAUGCUGGCGUUCAUCUAUGCGCUGAUACACGCGACCAAUCUGUCCGCGGAUGGUUUACGGUGCGAGCCACAGUUUACGUUCAACGUCAACACAUCCACCUGCGUCUGUACGAUCGAUACGCGCGCGGUACGGGCAACGGUUGCGACGGUGGGCGCCAACGCAACGAACGCCGCGGAUGAAGUUGGGCUGAACGAUACGUUACCGCUUGCCGGCAUCCUCAGCGGCGAUGGUUCCCAUGCACCCGAGGGUGUAAUACGGCUCGAGUAUCGUGACUUUAACUGCAACGAAGUGCACAGCAUCUGGUAUUACGUGAUGAUUGUCUCGACGGUUCUAAAUCUUGCCGGUUGUCUGCUGGCAACCACCUUCCUAGUCAUCUACAGCAUCGAGUGUAUGCGGCGAUCGGAUCGGCCCACCAACCGUUCCAAGCAUGGCGGCGAAUCGGGCGGCGACCGGAUGGUUGACGGUGCGAUUACGGCAACUAACAAUCCCAUCGGAUGCGUGCAACCGUCCCCCAACAGUAGUGCACCGGAUGGCGCGACCCAACCGCUGCUGGUGACAGUCGCCCCUACCCAACCACACGCACAGCUGCCAGAUACUAGUCUGCUUAGUAGUGGCAGCAAACAGGAAGCAGCCGGAGGUCACACCGAUACGACAAUGCUUUCCGUGGAGGAAACCACCCUGACGACGAUGCUUUCGGACGAGGAGGACAAGGGGCCGAUGGCUUGAUGGCGUUACUUCCGAUCAGCGUUACCGAACAGUGCUGCAGCUCUGCGUGGGACGAUGGUGGUGGUGCUACUGUACAACUAGCUGCCAGAUAAACUAGCCGCCGCGUGGCGGAUGCAAUCGGGAAUUGAAAGCUCCAGUAACGAACAGUAUUUGUUUUUAAGCUUAAGUGUAGGUAAAGCCCUCCGUGGAGAUCAACCCCCACCCCCUCUCCCUACGUGUACAUUUUCGUUCUUAAUACUUGGCAAAGUGUGCUUAAGGCGUUCACAUUCUCUUUGAUUUAAGUGCGGAAACGUUGGGGUUUGUUUUUUUUUCUUCUCUCCGUUCUUCUUUGUUUCAUGCCAAACAAUGCAAACAAAACGGAGUUAGUGAAUAAAUGUGUGUUUUUUUAUUAAAUA